CUUCGCUUCCGCUAUCUUGAGCGCACUGAAAGCCAACUAACUGAUGAAACUACAACAAACAUAAUGCCUAAUGGAGUAGGAUUAUCGAGGAGUUGGAAGCAGCAGGUCAAGAAGAAGACGACGACGACGAUGAGAGGCACAAUGAGAAAAAUUUUGUUUCUCCUAUUCUUCCUCGCAUUCUUCUCCUCUCAUGCCACUCUCAUUGUCGACGAAGCUUCCGCUCUCCAAGCCUUCAAGUCGGGCCUCAUCGACCCCUUGAACGCCCUCAGAGACUGGAAUAUGGCCGCAGCUGCCGCCGCCGGCCACUGCAACUUAACCGGAAUCCACUGCAAUGCGGAAGGCUUCGUCGAAAGACUCGGUCUUUCUCAUAUGAAUCUCAGCGGCGCCAUCUCCUUCGAUGCAUUCCGCUACCUCCCCGCCCUCACCCACCUUAAUCUCUGCUGCAACUCCUUCUCCGGCUUUCUGCCGGAAACUUUACCUAUCCUUGCCGAGCUGCGUGAGCUCGAUAUCAGCGACAAUGACUUUGCUGGCAUUUUCCCGGUUGGCGUCGGCUCCUUCCCGAAGCUGAGAACUCUCAACGCAUCCGGGAACAAUUUCGCAGGCAUUCUACCCGAGGACGUCGGCAAUGCGUCCCUUCUCGAAACCCUCGAUCUCCGCGGUGGAUUCUUCACCGGAUCAAUCCCUAGAACUUAUAAGAACCUGCAAAAGCUAGUAUUUUUAGGCCUUUCCGGCAACAACCUCACCGGCGAGCUCCCUGCGGAGCUCGGCCAGUUUGCCUAUCUGGAAACGCUCAUAAUCGGAUACAAUGGGUUCGAAGGCAAGAUUCCGCCAGAACUCGGCAAUCUCACAAAUCUCCGGUAUCUUGACAUGGCGGUCGGAAGCCUCAGCGGCCCUAUUCCGGCGGAACUCGGGAAGUUGCCUUAUCUCUCCGUUGUUUACUUAUACAGGAACAAACUUCAGGGAGGAAUACCAAAAGAGAUUGGGAAUAUCUCAUCCCUCGUCUCCCUGGACCUAUCAGACAACUUAAUCUCAGGCGAGAUUCCUCCGGAAUUAGUUCAAUCGAUUAAUCUCCAGCUGCUGAAUCUUAUGUGCAAUAAACUCCAAGGUCCCCUGCCGUCCAGCUUCGGCGACCUGCCCCACCUUCAAAUUCUUGAGCUUUGGAACAAUUCCCUCACGGGACCUCUUCCACCCAAUCUCGGCCAGAAAUCCUUACUACAGUGGCUGGACCUGUCAUCCAAUUCGUUUUCCGGGGAAAUUCCUUUAAGCCUCUGUGACGGAGGCAGCCUCACAAAGCUCAUUCUUUUCAAUAACAAUUUCUCUGGCCCGAUCCCAGCCCGCCUAUCCACUUGCCAAAGUCUAGUCAGAGUCAGAAUACAGAAUAACCGGAUCAAUGGAACAGUGCCGGCGGGUUUAGGCCAAUUGCCGAGGCUGCAGAGGCUCGAGCUAGCGGGCAACGAGCUCUCCGGCGAAAUCCCUGAAGAUUUAACCUCUUCGACUUCGCUCUCCUUCAUAGAUUUAUCCCGCAAUAGUCUCCAGAUCUCUCUUCCAGCCAACAUCCUCUCCAUCCCAACGCUCCAGACGUUCUCUGCCUCCGGCAACGAGCUCGCCGGCGAGAUCCCGAACGAUCUUGAAGGCUGCUCUGCUCUCGGCACUCUCGACCUCUCCGGAAAUCGUCUCACCGGACCAAUACCAGCAAGCCUAACAAGUUGCCAACGGCUCAUUAAUCUCAACCUCAGCAAUAACGAGCUCACCGGCGAAAUCCCAAAGGCCAUCGCUUUGAUGCCCAUACUAGCCAUUCUUGACCUCUCUUGCAAUUCCCUCUCCGGCUCCCUCCCAGAGAACCUCGGCUCGUCCCCUGCUCUGGAGACACUUAACAUCUCAUACAACAAUUUCUCCGGCCCGGUGCCCAUGAAAGGCAUCCUCCGAACGAUGAACCCGGAUGACGUCGCCGGCAACCCAGACCUCUGCGGCGGCGUUCUCCCCUCCUGCUCCGACGAUCACCCCGCACCAGAGAGCUUAAGGAGACCAGAUUCACAUAUCAAAAGCAUUGUAACUUGUUGGUUUGUUGGAACGUCCGCCAUUUUAACCACCGCCGCCGGAUUUCUCCUUGCCCGACGGCUUUACUCGAGAUGGUACAUCGGCAUAUCAUGCUGCCCUAACCGAUUCAACAAAGAUCUCGCCGACGGCGGCCCUUGGCCUUGGCUGCUCACGGCCUUCCAGCGCCUCAACUUCACCACCGCCGACGUGCUCGCCUGCAUCAAAGAAUCCAAUGUAAUUGGAAUGGGCGCCACCGGCAUAGUCUACAAAGCUGAGAUCCCGCGCCACCACGCCGUCCUUGCAGUCAAGAAGCUAUGGCGCUCGCCUGGCGGCCGCGGCGGCGAUGACGCUGGCGAAUUCGUUGGAGAAGUGAAUCUCUUGGGCAGGCUCCGUCACCGAAACAUCGUUCGAAUGCUGGGCUAUCUCCACAACGACAUCGAGACGAUGCUUUUAUACGAGUACAUGCCUAAUGGGAGCUUAUGGGAGGCGCUGCACGGCGAGGCAGUGGGGCUGGCGGCGGCAUGUACGAGGUAUAAUGUGGCGGCAGGGGUGGCGCAGGGGCUUGCUUACCUGCACCAUGACUGCCACCCGCCAGUGAUCCACCGGGACGUUAAAUCGAGCAAUAUACUGCUUGACGUGAAUCUAGAAGCGAGAAUUGCUGACUUCGGCCUUGCGAGGACGUUGCUCAGGAAGAACCACACCGUCUCUACCAUCGCCGGCUCCUACGGCUACAUUGCUCCCGAAUACGGAUAUACAAUGAAAGUAGACCAAAAAAGCGAUAUUUACAGCUUUGGCGUGGUGUUAAUGGAGCUGAUAACGGGGAGAAAACCGGUGGAAGCAGAGUUCGGCGAAGAUCGAGACAUAGUUGGAUGGGUAAUGGAUAGACUAAGGGCCGACCGCCCGCCGAUUGACGAGGUACUCGACAGGAGCAUCGCCGGGCAAUGCAAGCAUGUUCAAGAAGAGAUGCUUCUCCUUCUGCGAAUCGCCCUUCUCUGCACAGCACGGUCGCCCAAGGACCGACCAUCGAUGAGAGACGUAUUGACGAUGCUGGCCGAGGCAAAGCCUCGUCGAAAAAGCAAUGGGGCCAGCGAAGCCGUCUCGUACGUAGGGAGAAAGGAUGUUAGGCCGGUGUUCAUGCCGGCAAUGCCGGAUUCUGACUUUGUAUGAUUGGUGCAUGGUUGACUUCAAUUCAUUCGAUUAUGAGUUUGUUCAUAUAAUUGUU
Messenger RNA from Phalaenopsis equestris, 3259 nucleotides. Its product is annotated as MDIS1-interacting receptor like kinase 1-like. Lineage: Eukaryota; Viridiplantae; Streptophyta; Magnoliopsida; Asparagales; Orchidaceae. The record is from RefSeq and is a predicted model, not a curated record. Gene Ontology annotation, molecular function: protein kinase activity; protein binding; ATP binding. Gene Ontology annotation, biological process: protein phosphorylation.